AUGCAGGGUACGCCACUGGAAUUUAGUAAGAGAAUAAGAAUGUUUAAAUCACAGCAAACGGUCAAAAUUUUUCACGCUGAUCCUUCAAUUGAAAUAAGAUCUUUCAUUCGUAGGUUGAAAUAUCCGGACGAAGAAUUAUGGGAAAAGGAUUGGAAUCAACUAUCGGGCGGCGAGAUGCAACGUAUUUCACUAGCUAUUGCCUUGUCGUGCAAACCCGAAAUAUUACUUCUUGAUGAGCCAACAUCAGCAUUGGACCCAGUGACCUGCCUCAUGGUCGAAAAGACUCUCAGGGAACAUGCUUGCAUUUGGGUGACGCACGAUCCCGAUCAAGAGAAACGCGUUUCAACUCAUAGACUCGUGUUAAACGCAAACUCGGAAAGAAAUGGACAAGCGCUAGUUCAUAUUUGA
Messenger RNA from Acaulospora colombiana, 408 nucleotides. The record is from the annotation of a GenBank genome assembly. NCBI's taxonomy places the organism in Eukaryota, Fungi, Glomeromycota, Glomeromycetes, Diversisporales, Acaulosporaceae.